AUGUCGAUGCCCUCUACUUCAUCAACGGGCACCCUUGCCCGAGGCGACCGUCCGAUUAUUCCCCUUGAACGGAUGAGUUGUGACCUGCCAUAUCCAACCACCGAGCAUGUCAUCAAAGAGGAGCCUCUCGACGAAGCUAUCUCUCAGUUCAAGAAUGUCAUGUCCCUCAGCCACCCGAGGGAGAAAGUUUUCUUCUUAAAGAGAAUUGUGGAUAAAAAUCCCCGAUUCGAUAUCCUGUUUCAGAUUGGGGGAGGUACACAACGCCCCAGAUUCAACGACUCCGACGCCUCAUCGGACACUGCCCGCACGAUAUCAGACGCAGGUCAGAACAUUUUCGUCGUCAAAGAAGGACCAAACAUCAAGCUCCUUCAGUCAGUAGCGUCUGCCGCUUACACGGCAGACAGACCUGAAGCAAACACUAGAAUCAUGUUCGCUUUAAAGACCUGCGGCUUCAUAAGUACGAGGGAUUGCAAAGGCCAACUGCAUGUUCUGAAAGUUGCGGCCAGCGGUAUAUCUUUCAAGCCCCUCGGAGACUCUGAUCGCCGAGGCUUGCUAUACAACAGCAAAUGGAUUGACCGGGUAAAAAGGAUUGCGAGGAUUCUCAAUAUCAACAUGGGAAGUUUUUAUGACGGCUGUGGCCGGACUGCUACACCGGAACAAGUCGGAAGAUGGGCAGCCGGACACGUUGAAAAAAAGCUCGCGACGCACAUUGUCUUUGUACACCUGAAGAAGUUGGGCAUUCAAGCUACGAAUAUCACGAUCGAGGAGCUCAAACGUCUUAGAACGUGCCUUGCAGAGCAGGGCUACAGGCCUCAGUACGAGAUCCAUCUAACCCGAGGACCUUGUGGCGUCCCUCGACGUUCGGGCAAGUGUGUCCCGUUCGUCUCUCGGCUGGGAAGACUCACAGGGAUUCGAUUCAAAAUCUGGUCGUGGGAGAAGAAUGUCAUACUAGACGGCCUUGAGCCACGCAAGCCGAGAGUAUACAUAUCGAAGAAGGAAAUGCUGGAACGAUUUGGGCAUCGAGAAGUCCCCCUGGACAACGAGGUGGAACAGGUCGAGCAUGAAUUUGAGGAAGAUGACUGGAGAGAUAUCGUUGGCGAGGGUGAUGAUGACGGUGGCGACCAAGGGACCGAAGAGAGUGACAAUGAAGGAAUCGACGAGGACAUCCCAUGUGGCGAUGGAGGCGACGGUCAAAACUCCGACAACGGAACUAACCUUGCUUCUGGAAUGGUCGACGUAUCAACCUCUUCGGAACAGCAACCGAAAGCACAUCAGCCAGGCGCCUCGAAAACGAUCGAGAAGAGACUUCGUUUGCCAGACAUUAUCCCCAAGCCGCUGCCACCAACCCCGACCACGUCCGUCCCGUCAACGCAAACUCGUCCUGUUUCCGUCGAGCCCUAG
Messenger RNA from Colletotrichum truncatum, 1401 nucleotides. RefSeq lists its product as uncharacterized. The record is from RefSeq and is a predicted model, not a curated record. NCBI's taxonomy places the organism in Eukaryota, Fungi, Ascomycota, Sordariomycetes, Glomerellales, Glomerellaceae.